Molecule: messenger RNA, 696 nt
Organism: Macrosiphum euphorbiae (potato aphid)
Lineage: Eukaryota; Metazoa; Arthropoda; Insecta; Hemiptera; Aphididae
Source: the annotation of a GenBank genome assembly
AUGGAUUCUCGUGAAAAAUUGUUAGCUAUUGCUGCUAGUGUUAUUGGGCAUAACAUAAUAUUAAUACACAAGUUAUUAAAAGCACCAAAAAAUAGAAAUGUGUGGGUGAAAGAAUGGAUUUCUCGUCGAGAAAAAGGUCCAGGUUCUUUUAGUAUGCUACAAAAUGAAUUAUUAAUAGAAGAUGAAAAAUCAUACAUGAACUAUUUGAGAAUGGAUCAGGAUAUGUUCAACGAAAUUUUAAUUAAAAUAACUCGAAUGGAUACUGUAAUGAGACAAUGUAUAAAACCACCAGAAAGAUUAGCAGCAACUUUAAGGUUUAUAGCUACUGGUGAAAGCUAUACAAAUCUUCAUUACUCUACUCGUAUUGCAACCAAUACAUUGAGCAUCCUUAUACCAGACACUUUGAAUGCAAUUUAUGAAGCUUUUAAAAAUGAAAUUAAGCUUCCAUCAACAACAGAAGAGUGGGAUGUUAUUGCAGAUCAAUUUGUUUCUUUUUGGAAUUUCCCACAUUGCAUAGAAGUAAUAGAUAAUGAAGAAACACAAAACAUAUGUCAGAUGAGAUCCAUUAACUUCAAUCAAGGUGGCAAUAGAUCCACCAACACAGCUUAUAACAUACGUGAUGAAUUUUUAAAAUAUUUUAAUGGACCAGGAGAAGUACCAUGGCAGCAAAUUGCUGUGGAAAAAGGAAAUUUUUAA